GGUCCUGAGAGUGUAUUCUUCUCAAAGUCUCAAGUUCGAAACCCGUUAGAUUCAAAUUGCUUAUUAAAAAAAUUUGCAGAAGAUUUUAUAUCUGGAAUUAGGGUUGUAUAAAAGGUAGGUUUGCUCGUUCUUAUUUCUUUUGACAAUCGCAGUGCAUACAGAUGGAAGAAACCUCAAAAAUGAAGAAGACUCUGUAUCUUCCGCUUGAAUUGAUCAUUCAUAUCUUAUUAAGGUUACCCGUUAAAUCUCUUGCACGUUUCAAAUGUGUUUGUAAGUCAUGGCUUUCUCUCAUCUCUAAUCCCUCUUUUACAAAUUUACAUUUUGAACUCAUUGCCGUAACACACGACCUUAGAAUUAUGUUCAUAUCAACUAUCCUUCAUGAAUCUCGAUCUAUAGAUUUUGAAACAUCACUUAACCAUUUUUCUACUUCACUCAGCCUUGAUUUUUUGCGUCCCCAUUUCCGAUCUGAUUUUAUUAUUGAAAUGAAAAGUUCAUGUAGAGGCUUUAUAUUUUUGAACUGUUCUUCAAAAAUCUUUCUAUGGAAUCCAUCCACAGGAGUUCACAAACAGAUACCUUUACCUCCUGUUGUUUCCUGUAUAGACCCUGAUGAUAUCUUUAAUCUAUAUGGUUUUGGGUAUGAUCACUCAACAGAUGAUUACUUGGUGGUUUCUAUGUCAUGUGAUUCAAGUACCGACUUAGCUGACAUUUCAUCAACUUUUAAUAUUUUUUCACUCAGAGCUAAUACAUGGAAACAAAUUGAGUUUACUGCAUUGUUGAACUAUAGGCACUUUCCUUACUUGGACGUAGGGGUGUUCACGGUCCGCUACUUGGACGACUCUUUUUAUGAACAGAGACUAGGGUUUCUCUGUAAUGGGGCUCUGCAUUGGUUGGCUGUUCAUGAGGAUUUAAAUAAGGAUGUUAUUUUUGCCUUUCAUUUAAUGGAAAGACAACUCUUAGAGAUGUAUUUUCCAAAUGAUUUUGACCAUGAUUUUAACCAAGACCCUACUGAUUGUGAUUUGUGGGUAUUUGGAGAAUUUCUUAGUCUAUGGGCUAUAGAGGAUCGCACUGUUGUUAAUAUAUGGGUUAUGAUAGAAUACAGAGUGCAUUCGUCUUGGACUAAAACUCUUGUUUUGUCUACUGUUGACAUUCCGACUCGGUAUUUUCAUCCGAUAUGUUAUACAAGAAGUGGUGAAAUUAUUGGAACAGAUGGUCAUACUGGAUUGGUUAAGUAUGAUGACAAAGGACAACUGCUAGAGCAUCGUUCAUAUUCUAAUGAUCGGGAAGGAUCUCAAGUUGUUGUGUAUAUAGAGUCUCUGCUUUCACUCCCUUCUGACAAUGAAUAAGCUUAAGAAGGUGACACAAACAAGAAGACUGAGGUAAUCAUAUUUAUCUUGUGCUAGUAUGAUCUAUUGAGAUGCUGCAAUUAGUAAGGCUUUAUAGGGUAAUAUGAUGAGCAGGUAUGCCACCACCUAAGCUGAAGAAAUAUGUUAUGGAAUAGUUGUUGGUCAACUAUGUGUAAUAUAUUUGUUUUAAAUGUUGAAAGCUUUAAUUGUUUGUGCGGUUCAUGGUUAUUUAUGCAUGUGUAAUGGAAUGAGUUCUAAUGUAUGUUGAGGUUACUAUUUAAAAUGGUCUUAUAUUGUAAUUGUAAUUUAUUUGAUGAGUUUAUGCAUUACAUGACUCUGUCUCCAUUCUAUCAUGGCCACAUGUAUUUGAAGGAAAUCUAGUGGAAGCAUUCUUUUAGAGAAACUGAGAUUUACACAAUGAAGACAAGGCAAAACAGUAGUUUGAUAAGAGAUUGAAUGAAUAAACAUGUCAAUGAAGUG
This is a messenger RNA of Vicia villosa (hairy vetch), 1823 nucleotides long. RefSeq names its product F-box/kelch-repeat protein At3g06240-like. The record is from RefSeq and is a predicted model, not a curated record. Gene Ontology annotation, molecular function: protein binding. The coding region runs from base 162 to 1343 and encodes 393 amino acids. Lineage: Eukaryota; Viridiplantae; Streptophyta; Magnoliopsida; Fabales; Fabaceae. The transcript is spliced from 3 exons.